AUGGGCGAUCCGCUCAGUAUAGCGUCCGGAUUAAUCGCCGUUGUCACCGCCACACUGCAAUCAAGCAAAAUACUCUAUGAGACCAUCCAAAGCUUCCGAAAUCACCAAACUGCAGUAUUAGAUCUUGUCCGCGAGCUCGAAGGCCUUGGAUCAGUUCUCACUUCGCUGCAAGAUCAUGUCCGUUCCGAUGAGACCGCGUUCUUACCGCUCAAAGAUCCCCUCUUUCAGUGUCGACAGGCAUGUCUAGAUUUCCAAAUCCUGAUCGAGCAGAACAGCAGGCGCACUCGAGCAGAGGCAAGAACAAGCUGGAGAGACUGGGCUAAGUUGAUUUACAUGAAUGGCGAUAUUACUUCUUUCAAAGAACUCUUGGCCGGUUAUAAAGGGACGAUAACUAUAGCGCUAGUUGACGCCAACUUGUUAGUUGCUCACCCCAAGAGAAGGGUUUUCGCUAACUUGCCUCUGGGCGCUCCUCCAAAGUCACCCUUCAAGUUCUGA
This is a messenger RNA of Fusarium mangiferae, 495 nucleotides long. RefSeq lists its product as uncharacterized. The record is from RefSeq and is a predicted model, not a curated record. The transcript has a single exon. NCBI's taxonomy places the organism in Eukaryota, Fungi, Ascomycota, Sordariomycetes, Hypocreales, Nectriaceae. Bases 1 to 495 code for a protein of 164 amino acids.